Lactuca sativa (garden lettuce) is the source of this 831-nucleotide messenger RNA. The record is from RefSeq and is a predicted model, not a curated record. NCBI's taxonomy places the organism in Eukaryota, Viridiplantae, Streptophyta, Magnoliopsida, Asterales, Asteraceae.
AUGGGGGACAUAGCUACUGAUUUUGGAAAACUCAGACAUCUUAAGUGGUUAUCUUUUGGUAGAACUGCGGAUCUUGGUGUCAUGAAAAAGUUUGAUUCACUGUCUAAUUGCAGCAAUUUGGAAGUAUUACAAAUUGAAGGCGUCCGAUUAACGAGGGGGUUACCAAAUUCGUUUGGGAAUUUAAGCAAACUGACGAUCCUAGCACUUCAAAAUAGCUACAUAUCAGGCAGCUUGCCUUCAUCUAUAGGCAAUUUGUUUAGCUUAACUGUCCUUUCUUUAGCUGGAAAUAAUUUCACAGGCAUGAUUCCCGAAAGCAUUGGCAAGCUUCAAAAGUUAGGAGUGCUGCAUCUAGAGGUUAACAGUUUCUCUGGGAUCGUUCCUAGAUCUAUCGGAAACCUGUCAUCCUUAAAUCAAAUGGAAUUAAGUAGAAACAAAUUGGAAGGUAGUAUACCCUCGAGUAUCGGGGAAUGCAAAAACUUGAUACUUCUAUCACUUGCUUCAAAUAACCUUAGAGGAAGUAUACCCAAAGGACUAUUCCAAUUGUCUUCACUUUCGAUCAUACUAGAUCUGAGUCAAAACAACCUCUCCGGAGUGCUUCUGGGAGAGAUUGGCGGCCUGAAAAACUUAGGAACGCUCGAUUUGUCCCAGAAUCAUCUAUACGGUGAACUUCCUAGUAGUCUAAGCAGCUGCAUCAGCCUUCAAUUCUUAAAUUUUUCCAGCAAUUUCUUACAAGGAUCGAUGCCGGAAGCAUUGAGUUCUUUGAAAGCCCUCGAAUAUGUUAACCUAUCAAGAAAUAACUUUUCUCGACAUAUUCCUAGAUAUUUGCAAUAA